AUGAAGCUUGCUGCUCUUCUUUCCCUCGUUCCGACGCUGGCCUUUGGCGCCCCGGCGUCCAACAACUUCAUCCUCGGUUUCACUUGGUCCGACGGGUCUCAAGGCUUUCUCACUGCGGACAAGCUCACGAGCAAGAUUUGCUACUUUCCGCUGAAGCCGGUCAGCGACGAGGUCGACAGGUUGUGGUUCUUGAAGCUGAACGAACAAGACGCUGUUCAAGGUAGCUACGGCGAUUGCGGUGCCUUGAUGAACCAAGGUGGCGGUGAGAUCUACCUCAAGCAGAUCAUCAACCUCAUCGCCGAUGGACGUCCGGUGCCUGGCGCCAGGAUUGACUACCUCUACGGGGAUAAUCGGAUGACCCACAACCUUAACGAGGUGUGGCAUCGUGUCGGUUAG
Pseudozyma flocculosa PF-1 is the source of this 396-nucleotide messenger RNA. RefSeq lists its product as uncharacterized. The transcript has 2 exons. NCBI's taxonomy places the organism in Eukaryota, Fungi, Basidiomycota, Ustilaginomycetes, Ustilaginales, Ustilaginaceae. Bases 1 to 396 code for a protein of 131 amino acids. The record is from RefSeq and is a predicted model, not a curated record.